Molecule: messenger RNA, 1695 nt
Organism: Durio zibethinus
Lineage: Eukaryota; Viridiplantae; Streptophyta; Magnoliopsida; Malvales; Malvaceae
Source: RefSeq, a predicted model, not a curated record
AACAGAAACCUUAGCAAUCGAACUUGAAACAGUUGAACAUCUUUGUUACCGUACGCUAAUAUAAUCCUAGGAUAAAAUCAAAUCCCUUAUUUAUUAAAAAAAGAAAUAAGACAAAAAAAAAUUCCCUCUUUUUUGGUUUUUAGUUUCUUCUUUCGUUUUACCAUUAACAAAUAAAGAUUGCAAAUGGGAAGCACGGCAGUCGAGAAGACAGCGGAGGAACUCCAGCGAGAGAUCGAUGAGCCCCAUCGCCAACAGCGCGAGAUUACUGAGAGACUGAGGGAUCCUCGUGGGCUCCGAAGGGGAGGAUUAUCAGGUAUCAGUCCUCGUAACUUCGCCGCCAAUGGUGUUCGUCAGCGAGGCUUUCUUGGACCUGCGGAUAGGACUGAUGUAGAAGACCAACCUCCGGCUAAGAGGCGAUUGUCGUCCGCUGUUGUCAAGGUGGAAGAUGGGGAGAUUAUUGACGACGCUGAAGGAUCUGGCAUAAUUAAUGAGAGUGAUAGACGGAUAUCAACUUUGCAGCAGAGUGGUUGGUCUAGAAGGGAUGGAAAUCAAAGACUAGUGAAGAAGGAUGCUGAAGCUCCAAUUGCAGAGCAUGUUCCAAGAAAUUUGCCCAAGGAUGAGGAUCCAAGCUUGAUUAAUAGGAAUAAAAGAAUGUUGGGGCAACUUUUAGGGACUUUGGAGAGAUUCAGGAAAGAAGAUAAGCAGCUUUCAGGGAGAGAGCCAUAUAUGCGGAGGUCAAACUCUUUGCAGAGAGCUGAGCAAAGAGCUCGUGAAGAAAGUGAAAAGCUGAGGCAACAGGAGCGUGAACAAAUUGCAGAAAAGAGGAGGAGAGAUCUGACUCUUAGGGCUCGUGUGGCUGCCAAGGCAGAAGAAAAGAAGCUGGCGUUGUUGUUUCUUCAGUGGAGUGAGCAUCACAAAAAGAUUAACAAUUUUAUAAGGACUAAAACAGAGCCUCCAAUAUAUUAUUUGCCAACUAAACCGUUGGAUGAAGAUGCUACCAUCUGUAAGCAGCGAAAAGAACAAGAAUUUUUAGAAUGGAAGACAGCUAGGAAAGAGGAACUGUCUGAAUAUCAGAAACAGAUUGGAGAACAUUAUGUUGCCAAUGUUGAAAAGGAGUUGGAGAGGUGGCAAAAUGCUAGGAAAGCUUGGAAAGGAAACAAUGACAUGAACCUGCAAGAAACAAUGGAUAAAGAAUUGGAUACCCAUAGACUUGAGCAUGGACCAAAGAAGAGAAAGAUACCUGGUGGAAACAAUGAGGAUGAGGAGGAUGUAGAAGAUAUAAAUGUUGGGGAGGAUGAUCUGAUGGAUGAUGCUCUAGGUGUUGAUGAUAAUGGUAGGAGGGGAGAUGAGACAGCCAAAGAUGAGGCCGAGCCUAACAGCACUAGUCCACCCCCUGAUAAUGCCGAUCAGCAAUGAAUGUAACCAAUUUCGUAGGUCAAUCUUUGAGAGGUUUGUUUUGUUUUUUCUUCUAGGUUUUGACAUGUUUCCUCUUUUUGUUUUCUCCCGCUCCUUGCGAAUUACAAGAUAGAUUUGAGAUGUUUUAGUGAACGGCCUAGUUAUGCCAAUUAUCAUUUAUCUAAACAAUAGCUGCGAGUUUGAAUCUAGAAAUUUGUGGAGGAUUAUCACCGUUAUCCAUGUGCAAAGUAUAUAUCAAGUUUUGAAGUUUGGGGUGUAUAAAUUUGAGGAUGAGCUUGA